UUGAAAUAUGGCGCGUCUUGAAUGAAAACAACUUGUUCAAAUAUUGUUCAAAUUCUUUGAAUAAAAGAUGACAACUUUUCAGUGAGCAUUUUUUUGCAAAGCUCUUGGGCCUUGCGAAGUAUUUUUUCUUUGUUCACCAUGGAUAUGACAUCGAGCAUUGUUGUUGACGAUGUGGGCGAGUUGGCCAGCAUUUUGAUCGAUGGAAGCGAUCAUUUUGGCGUUUCCACAGUGUUGUUUGAUUCCCACGAGGAGUUGAUAUGGGUGGGAAACGAAGGAGGUCAUAUUGCUUCAUACUUUGGAUCAGAGAUGCAGAAAUACACAUCAUUUCAAUCUCACGAAAACGAACGAUAUUUGUUAACAAAUGAUGAAGGAGUUUUGUCACUUACUCAUAAUGAGAUACGAUUCACAAAAAGACAUGGAAUAAAAUUAUUUAGCCUAAGUGGUUCAAAUAUGACGGAUAUGCAGUGUAUGCUUCAGAAAGACGACUCAACAGUACUUAUAGCUGGACAUCAGAAUGAGAUAUUCGAAUUGGAUCUCCAUCGUCACAAGAUUGUAAAAGAAUAUUUGGUUGAACCUGGAACGUGUAUCAUGAAAGUUUCAUCAAGAUAUCUUUGCUGUGGCGACACCAGUGGAAAGGUUCUUUUGAAGGAUCCGAAAAGUUUGAAUUGUGAGCACGUUUUCUCUGCUCAUUCAGGAGCGUUGUCCGAUUUCGAUGUCUUGGGCAAUACAUUGAUCACAUGCGGUUUUUCGUCAAGGCAUGGUCAUUUGGCAGUUGACCGCUUUCUAAUGAUGUACGACAUAAGAAUGCUACGAAGCCUGCCUCCCAUACAGACUCCGAUGUUAGAGCCAUUUAUGCUCAAAUUCUCCAGCACCAUGUCAUCAAGAGUGCAAGUUGUCUCACAAAGCGGUCAGUUUCAGUUUCUUGACAUCGACGGCUCCAUGACAGCAAGAUCCAUGUACAUUUAUCAUGUUAACACGCAAGGAGGACUCUUGACUGGAUUUGAUAUAUCACCCAACGGUCAAGCUUCCAUAUUCGGGGACUCUUCAGGUGUUGUUCAUCUCUGGGUUGACUGCGGGAUGGAACACUUGGCCUUCAACAUAUAUUCACGUCCGACAAGUUUUGCUGAUGAGAUACCUCAUUCUCAUCCAUUUGACAUCGAUGACUACACCAUUCCAUAUUCAUCUUUUCCUUUGCCACACUGCAGUGAACCUUUGUUAUCUGAUUGGCCAAAGAAUUUACUAAAACGAAGGGACAGGCGAACUCCCCCAAUAGAUCCUGAAAUAUUGCGGACAAUGGUUGUGAAGGGCUUUAUUGGGCAAGCUCCCAAUCCUGGAAACCGUCUUCGUAAUCAGGUUCCCUACAAAUGGCGGGCGAGUUCAAAGUCAAAACGCGAAGUACCCGAGUCGCCUAUGAACAGAGAACAAAAUCCUUUCUCUACUUUGGUGCCAAAAAUUUACCGUCGUGUGGAAAUGCGAUACUCCAAGCUAGGUAUCGAUGAUUUUAAUUUUCAACAUUACAACAAAACGUCGUUCGCUGGUCUGGAGAUUCAUAUUCCAAACGCUUAUUGUAACGCCAUGUUACAGAUCUUCUACUUUCUGGAACCACUGAAAGUUUUCCUACAAAACCAUGUUUGUAAAAAAGAGUUUUGUUUGGCUUGUGAGUUGGGAUUUCUCUUUGAUAUGCUGGAUCAGUCAUCGGGAGAGGUGUGCCAGGCAAGUAACUUCUUAGCCUUCCGAACGCUACGUGAAGCGUCCGCAUUGGGUUUGCUUUUACCCGAUACUGACGAAUACCAAGUAAAAGUGAACUACUCUCAUCUUAUUCAAAGUUGGCAAAGAUUCGUCUUGCAACAACUUCUUCGGGAGGAACUCGAAGAAAGCAAAGAAAAGGGGGAAACCGAAAAGAUAUCUGUAAUAGAAUCUUUGUUUGGAUGUCAAGUGCAAAGGACAAGUCAAUGCAGUCAGUGUGGAAGGCAAACGGCUAGGGAUGACGUCACUCUGUCAACAGCUCUUUUGUAUCCUGAUAACAGAGAUAAUCGUGAUGUUAGUUUUGUCAAUGUUCUAAAGUCAAGUCUCCUGGGUAUUCAAUCUAGUCCUGCUUGGUGUGAAAGUUGCGAGAAAUAUCAACUGACGAUACAUAGCAAGAAGCUACGUCGGCUACCCGACGUGUUAAUGAUUAACUGCCAAGUCGAUAUGGAGAAGCACAAGAAAUUUUGGAACCGUAGUCAUACAGAUGUACAAAGCGAAAAGAACGUGAGUCAGAAGGGUGCUCUCGGGCAGAGCAAUCGAUCAACUAUUCCGUGUCGUUUCGGGGAAAGUUGCUCUAGGACGGAUUGUGGAUUUUGGCAUCCAAAACAUGGCGAGUUUGCGCCUUCUGAACCAGAAUCAACCAUUUUGGCAUCAAAAGAAGACUGCGUUCUUACGUGGGUGCCAUUUUGCCUAAUGCUUAAGCUCGCCGAGGAUGGAACAUUAUCUUGUUAUGAAGCGGAGUUGGACGAUGUGGAUCUCGAAGAUGACUGUACUGUUUAUGACCUAAAAUCGACUGUUGCUCAUGUUAAAGACUACAAUUCACCUGGCAAUCUUGUCGCCAUGAUCAAUGUUGAAAAAUCAUAUCAUAAAACAGAUUCGCAAGAAGAGGAGGGCGGUUGGUAUCUUUUUAACGAUUUUGCCGUCAGUAAUAUUUGCAAGGAUGAGGCAGUGGAAUUCGAUCUUUCAUGGAAAAUGCCUUGUGUCUUGCAGUUUGUUCGUCGAAAUAUGAAAACUGACUAUGAUUUAACUGGAAGUCGAACUAUUGAUGACCAUGUUAUUUUGGGUGAUCGUUCUUUGUCCCUGUUGCACGACAUUCAUGGUCAGAAGAACUUCACGCCUCUAAGUUUGGACGAAGCAAAAAAGGAAGGUUUUCUCGUUGGCAUUGAUUGCGAAUUUGUCACUUUAAAUCAGGAAGAAUCCGAGAUUCGAAGUGAUGGGACACGUUCGACGGUGAAGCCAAGUCACAUGAGCGUUGCACGUGUGACGUGUGUGAGAGGUGAUGGACCAUUGAUUGGGGUACCAUUCAUUGAUGACUAUAUAUCAACCUCUGAACAGGUCGUCGAUUACCUUACAGAAUUUUCUGGUAUUAAUCCUGGAGAUUUGGACGCUACACGAUCAUCGAAACAUCUCACCACCCUCAAGUCAACAUAUGUGAAACUCAAAUAUUUACUGGAGCAGAAAGUGUUGUUUGUAGGGCAUGGACUGCAGAAGGACUUUCGCGUGUUAAACAUAAAGGUUCCCAAGGUACAAAUUGUGGACACUGUGCAACUGUUUCAUCUACCGCAACAGAGAUUUAUAUCUUUACGUUUCCUAGCUUGGUACUUUUUAGGUAUAACUAUUCAGUCGAGCUCGCAUGAUAGUACUGAAGACGCAUGUACGGCUCUUAGACUCUACCAGCGCUUCAAAGAACUCAUGCAAAAAGGGGACACCGAGUUUCAUGGCACAUUGAACCGACUGUAUGAGACGGGGAGAAGCUUGAGCUGGCAAGUUGAAGAUUGAGGUAUAGAAUUAAGAUUGAAUUAGCGGAUUAGGAUGAUGCAAGUUGAGGUAUAGGAUUAGUCAUUCCGAUGAUUUUAGUCGCUGGUUGAUAACGUAGACAGUAAAUUCAACUCAUUCGUGUGUUACCAAUCGUCAAACGUACUUAAUUAAAGUUGGCGAAUAAAGUUAUUUACCAUCCAGUUACACUGGCGGUCCUAAACAACUGCUCAAAAUUAUCAUUACGACUAAGGAAAGGAGUGUGUUAAGUCUAUGCAUGGAAACGAUCGACUGAACGAAAUACAUACGAGUUUUGUAUUGUGUA
Xenia sp. Carnegie-2017 is the source of this 3826-nucleotide messenger RNA. RefSeq names its product PAN2-PAN3 deadenylation complex catalytic subunit PAN2-like. Gene Ontology annotation, molecular function: protein binding; poly(A)-specific ribonuclease activity; nucleic acid binding. The record is from RefSeq and is a predicted model, not a curated record. Lineage: Eukaryota; Metazoa; Cnidaria; Anthozoa; Malacalcyonacea; Xeniidae. Gene Ontology annotation, cellular component: PAN complex; P-body. Gene Ontology annotation, biological process: mRNA processing; nuclear-transcribed mRNA poly(A) tail shortening.